Molecule: messenger RNA, 3979 nt
Organism: Clarias gariepinus (North African catfish)
Lineage: Eukaryota; Metazoa; Chordata; Actinopteri; Siluriformes; Clariidae
Gene: clpxa
Product: caseinolytic mitochondrial matrix peptidase chaperone subunit Xa
Exons: 14
Coding region: 331-2208 (625 amino acids)
Biological process (GO): proteolysis; protein catabolic process
Cellular component (GO): mitochondrial matrix
Molecular function (GO): ATP hydrolysis activity; protein dimerization activity; ATP binding
Source: RefSeq, a predicted model, not a curated record
AUGUAACCAAGCUAACAAGUUCAUCUUCCAGCUAGCUUAGCCUAACGCCGAGUAAGCUUUGCUUUGUCACUGAGUGCAACCUUGCAGUUAGAUGCUUGUGCACCUUAUGGACAGUUCCCCAAAUAACCGAUAACUUUUAUUUGCCCAAAACAGAGUAGGAUAUUCGUAGAUUUAAUAUUCUUUCAGCAAGUAAUUUAUCUCGAAAAGCUUAGUAAGCUAACACGGCUAGUUAAAUGGUAUGGUGGUUAGCUGCUUAGCCUAGCAUUUCAGUAUUAGCUAGUCCAUAGCUAGCUGAUUCAGCAAAACCAAAAUAAAACAAAGCCGGAAAACAUGUCCUGUGCAUGCACUUCGGCGGCACGACUGCUUAUAAAUUCAACCCACAAAGGGUUCUCAAGUUCCAGAGUUCAGCUGCUCUCUCUGAGCCGAACAGCGACUCACGAACUCCGACUGUCACGAAGUGUCCCAGUCAGACCCUUCUCAGAGUCAUCUGUGUAUUAUGCGUCUAAAGACGGAAUGAAGGAUGGCGAUGGGGGAAAGAAAUCUGUGAGUGAAGGAAGUGGCAAAAGAUCUGGCUCGGGCAACUCGGGAAAGGGCGGCAGUCAGCUACGUUGCCCCAAAUGUGGAGAUCCCUGCACACACGUGGAAACAUUUGUUUCCUCAACUAGAUUCGUCAAAUGUGAAAAAUGUCAUCACUUUUUCGUGGUGCUCUCCGAAACAGACACUAAGAAGAGUCUGAAUAAAGACCCUGAAUCAGCUGCUGAAGCUGUAAAGCUGGCCUUCCAACAGAAACCCCCACCACCCCCAAAGAAGAUCUAUGCCUAUCUCGACAAAUAUGUUGUGGGUCAGGCCCAUGCAAAGAAGGUGCUGUCGGUGGCUGUGUACAACCACUACAAGCGCAUUUAUAACAACAUGCCAGGUGGCACUAGACAGCACCAGGCGGAGGUGGAGAAGCAGGCCUCUCUCACACCCCGAGAGCUAGAGCUAAGACGUCGGGAGGAUGAGUACAGAUUCACAAAGCUGCUGCAGAUUGCAGGGAUCAGCCCCCAUGGUAAUGCUUUAGGCGCAUCCAUGCAGCAACAGGUGAACCAGCAGGCCCCUCAGGAAAGAAGAGGAGGUGAUGUGCUUGACUCCCCUCACACUGACAUCAAGCUGGAGAAGAGCAACAUCGUAUUGCUAGGCCCCACAGGCUCUGGUAAAACUCUUUUGGCCCAAACUCUGGCCAAGUGCCUGGACGUCCCUUUUGCGAUCUGUGACUGCACUACCCUCACGCAGGCUGGCUAUGUGGGCGAGGACAUUGAGUCGGUCAUUGCCAAGCUGCUGCAGGAUGCCAACUACGUUAUCGAGAAGGCUCAGCAGGGCAUUGUUUUCUUGGAUGAAGUUGACAAAAUUGGCAGUGUGCCUGGGAUCCAUCAGUUGAGAGACGUGGGUGGAGAAGGUGUGCAGCAGGGAUUGCUCAAACUCCUAGAAGGCACUAUUGUGAACGUUCCUGAAAAAAACACCAGGAAGCUGAGAGGAGAGACUGUACAAGUUGACACUACGAACAUCUUAUUCGUAGCGUCUGGUGCUUUCAAUGGACUGGAUCGUAUAAUCAGCAGAAGAAAAAAUGAGAAGUACCUGGGCUUCGGAGCACCAUCUAGCCUGGGGAAAGGACGGAGGGCAGCAGCUGCAGCCGAUGUGGCUCACAUGACUGGUGGAGAGGUGGAUGCCGUGGCUGAGAUCGAAGAGAAGGACCGACUCCUGAAGCAUGUUGAGGCUCGUGAUCUCAUAGAAUUCGGAAUGAUACCCGAGUUUGUGGGUAGACUGCCUGUGGUGGUGCCGCUUCACAGCUUGGACGAGGACACGCUCGUCCGCAUCCUGACUGAACCCCGCAACGCUGUGGUGCCCCAGUACCAGGCCCUCUUCGGCAUGGACAAGUGUGACCUCUCUGUGACCCCUAACGCUCUGCGGGCUAUCUCUAGAAUGGCGCUUGAACGGAAGACAGGAGCCCGAGGUCUUCGGUCGAUAAUGGAGAAGCUGCUACUGGACCCCAUGUUUGAAGUCCCUCACUCAGACAUUGUAGCCGUGGAAAUAAACGAGGAUGUGGUAAUGGGAAAAACAUCGCCUCAGUAUGUAAGAGCCCCGACUAAAGAGACACCAGAGGAGGAGUACGACUCAGGAAUAGAAGAAGAGAACUGGACCAGGUUGCAGGUUGAUGCAGCCAAGAAUUAGUACAAUCAAUAUAAUGAUGUUUAAGUUUCUUAUUUAAGCUCGUGAUGAUGACCUGUUUCAGUCCAUUACAUGAUUAUACAACACUUCAGGGGGCUUGUGUAGAAACAGGAACUCAGCCCUCCCUAUAAGACCUGUCCUAAUGAUUUUGUAAGCUGUAAGUUACAGUGUGGUACAGUAUGUUGCAUAUAUUCUAAAUUUCGUGAAGAAAACUGUUUAAGAGAAAUGUACUGAAUUAUCUAAACCUCAGAGAGAGGGAUUGUUAAUAUGAAAUGUAAAAAAAAAAAAAAGUACUUCUUUUUAAAAAAAAAUGAAGUUUUUGAUUUUUUUUUUUAUGAGGUCUUUUUUGAAUGCGAUAGGGAGAUAAAGGUCAUAAGUUGGCUUAGAAAGCAAACUACACAUCCAGGCAUUUUCCUUUACUGAUUAAACACACUGGUCAUAAUGUCACAUGCAGCAGUGUAAUUACAAUCGUUGAGGUAUUUUAAUUUGUUCCAUGUUAGUUCAGCUCCUUUGCAUCUAAUCACCCCAGAUGAGCUGCUUACCAACUCGCCUUUCUAAUGAGUCUGCCACAGACACGAUUUCUGUUUGAGCUGCAGGAUUUUUUUGCGCAUGGGAUUUCUUUUAGUAGCCUGAUUUCACUGAUAAACAAAGGUCUGAAACUGAACACUGCUGACUUGUUGGUCCUUUGUGAGUUGACAUUGAAAAUGUCUUCUUGCUACAACACAUUACACGGUUGCUCAGUUUAAAGUUACUUGCAUUCCAUUCUGCUCCACAACACACAACUCUCCUUUCUCGUGUAAAAGUUCACAACUCUAUUACAGCCUUAAAUCGCUUUCUUCCUCUGAACAGUUCGGUGUAGCACCACUCGUUCUGCAAUUUUAUUAAUAUAUGUGGAAUCACAGAGCCGAAUAAUCUUUUUGUUUUCUGUAUGGGCUGCGAAAACUUUUUGUAAAUUUCUGCUCAUCCUUAACAUCACAGUUAUUAGUUAUAUUUCCUACAAUUAGAAAACCUAAUACUUUUCAUUUUUCCUGUUCAAGCAGCACAAGGUAACACAUUUAAUAAUUUCACGUGUGGAACAGUAAACCAUUAGGCGUUCUGGGUGUGUGCCGGUGUAACUUCACUUUCUUAGUCAUGUCCAUCUGAUAAACAAGGAACAAAGAGCAGCUGUAUCAGCUACAAGCACAGUUUAGGUCGAAUCCUAUUGUUAAAUUAAUGCUGCAAAUCAUAGUCUUUAUGUGAAUUGUUUUAGACACCUGAUUCCUAAUCAGUCCUCUUACUCUGAGAUGCUUGAUUUAAACUUGAGGCCAGGCUUCAUCAGUCUUUUGUCUUGUUAAAUAUAUGGAUCAAUAAAACUCUUUGCUUUUCUAAUGAGCUCUGGAUAUAUUUCUCCCAUAUUAUUAUAUUGUAUUAAUGAAUAUAUUUUGCACUUCUGUGUAACUGAUGUUAUAAGAGCUGGUGGAACUGAACAAGACCAUAAAAGACUUGAUUAAAAUCAGGCUGUUAGUGUUAGUCUAUUAGGAUCUAAGAUAUUCUGCUAAAUAUAUGGUUUAUUUCUAAUUAUGCCGCAGGUUUUUUUUCUUUUCUUUUGACAAUGUUGUUUAACAGUCAAUAAUUUGGAACUAUGUCAAGUACACCAAGAGAGUUUUUCAUUAUGAGAAAUCACCUCUUUCAGUUUAAUGUUGCAACACUUGCCUGUUUGAAUUCUCAUAUUUUAUCAAGGAGCAUAAACAAUGUAAAUAUGGUUCUCAAAUAAAUAAAAUAAUCAUUUGGUGUU